This is a messenger RNA of Lodderomyces elongisporus, 1434 nucleotides long. RefSeq names its product Prb1p (gene PRB1). Gene Ontology annotation, biological process: proteolysis. Lineage: Eukaryota; Fungi; Ascomycota; Pichiomycetes; Serinales; Debaryomycetaceae. The transcript has a single exon. Bases 1 to 1434 code for a protein of 477 amino acids. Gene Ontology annotation, molecular function: serine-type endopeptidase activity. The record is from RefSeq and is a predicted model, not a curated record.
AUGUUGCCAACCUCAGCCGUAUAUACCACAUUCUUACUAUUUGCUACUGCAUCACAUGCCUUACUUUUGCCAGGAUUUGACUCGCUUUUUAGCUUGAUCAAUUAUCUUCCCUUCCAAUCGAAUAAUAAACAAACAUAUUUGAAACAAGAUGAAGUAAAUUAUGAAGAAUACAAGGCAAAAUUAAUCUCUAACAAGUUUAAGAAAAUUGUCCCAGACCAUUACAUUGUUGUUUUGAAAGACGGCUUGUCCAAGUCAACUCUUAUGCAACAUACAAAUUGGGUCUCGAAUGAAUACGCAACCAUGAUGACAGCUGCAACCGAGUCCGCUGGUGUAUUCUCCAACUCCAAGCCUCAACUUAUGAAGGCCUUGGAGUUUUUCCAAGUUGACAACUUUAUUUCUGGCUACAUGGGCUAUUUCACAAAGGAUAUGAUUCAACGAGUUAUGCAAAACCCCGAUGUGGAUUUUGUCGAGGAAGAUUCAAUCUUCAAAGUUAAUGAGUUUGACGUGCAAAAAAAUGCACCUUGGGGUAUUUCCAGAAUCAGUCGCCGUGAAAAUCUCACUGGUGGUGGUGGUGCUGAUUCUGACCUGAAAUAUCUCUUUGACAAUGAAGGUGGUAAAGGUGUUGUUGCUUACGUUGUUGAUACCGGAAUCAUGGUUGAACAUGAAGAUUUUGAGGGAAGAGCAGUCUGGGGUGAAGCAGUUGCUUUCCCCAAAAUUAAGAAAGAUGGCAACGGCCAUGGAACCCAUUGUGCUGGUAUUAUUGGAUCAAAAACCUAUGGUAUUGCCAAAUCAGUCGACCUUGUUGCUGUCGGUGUAAUGAAUUUACUUGGCGCAGGCUCGACCUCAGAUAUCCUUAAAGGUAUCGAGUAUGUUGUUAAUCAACAUCAAAACGAUGUUAGAACCAAAAAGAAGGGUUUCAAAGGUUCGGUUAUUAAUAUGUCUCUUGGUGGAGGCGCUUCAGAUGCUUUGGAUCUUGCCGUCAAUGCUGCUGUUCGUGCAGGUGUCCAUGUCGCUGUUGCCGCUGGUAACGAUAAUGCUGAUGCAUGCGACUACUCUCCAGCAAAAGCCGAUGGACCAAUAACCGUUGGUGCAAGUAGCAUUGUAGAUGCAAGAGCCUCAUUUUCCAAUUGGGGAACUUGUGUUGAUAUCAUUGCACCAGGUGAAAACAUCGACAGUACCUAUAUUUGGUCUGACCAUACAGCGAUGUCUGGAACAUCAAUGGCUGCACCACAUGUUGCUGGGUUGCUUUCAUAUUAUUUGUCCUUACAACCAGAACAAACUUCAGAAUAUUACACCUUGGUUGAGCCUGCUGAUUUGAAAAAGAGAUUGCUUAAGUAUGGUACAAAGGGUGUUUUGACCGAUGUACAAGGCUCGCCAAAUAUUUUGGCUUAUAAUGGCGCCGGCGGCAACUUGACUGAGUUCUGGUCCAACUAG